Molecule: messenger RNA, 1485 nt
Organism: Cordyceps militaris CM01
Lineage: Eukaryota; Fungi; Ascomycota; Sordariomycetes; Hypocreales; Cordycipitaceae
Product: C6 zinc finger domain protein
Exons: 2
Coding region: 1-1485 (494 amino acids)
Source: RefSeq, a predicted model, not a curated record
AUGCCCCCCGCGGGUGCUGGCAGUAGCGGCAGCAGCACCACCACCACCACUGCCCAGCGCCAACCGCAGCUCACGCCUGGCCAGUCCACCGGCGGAAGCACCUCGCCGGAGAUGGCUGACGUGCCGGACUUUGACAUGGGCUUCGACUAUGAGAGCCUGGGCACAGAGACGAGCCCAGAGAGCAUGGGCCACCUCCCCGACCAGACUCCGCACUAUGACCAGGACCGCCACCACCACCACCACCCAUCUCACACCGCCGCCAGCAACAACCAGCAUCUUCAUCUCGGCCCCGGCCUCGACUUUGACGUGGCCGACUUUAUGAAUGUCGUCACUGCUAGCACGCACCCCUCCUCCGCCGCCGCCCUCACGCCGCCGCCGCCCACCACCAACAGCUUCUUCGCCAGCCUCUUUGAGAGCCUCGACGCCGGCGACGGCACCCUCACCGGCGGCGGCGCCUCCAAGCUCGACAUCCCGCCCGUGCCGCUGAUGAGCAGCGCGCUCGUGCCCCGCCCGCCCGUGCGGGACCUGUCGCUGCUCCGGCGCAACAUGGCGUGCGACGGGCACGACGCGCUCGCCGUGCACGACCCGCGCUCGUGGAUGGGCUACACGGUGCAGGCGCUGACGUCGAUGCACGCCACCUUUGCGCAGACGCGCGCGCUGCCCUUUGUGCACCCGCGCCUCUGGGCCGCGCACCUGCCGCGCCCCGUGCUCGCCGUCUUCUCCGCCUCCACCGCCUACGCCCACCGCUCGCCGCACAACCGCGCCUGGAUCAUGAAGCUGCUCGCCGACACGGCCGCCGACGUCCACCGCGACGGCGACCGCGCCGCCGCCUCCGCCCAGGACAAGCUCGCCCGCGUCCAGGCCCUCAUCAUCCUCGACUCCAUCCGCGUCUUUGACGGCGAUGUCGGCCUGCGCGCCGCCGCCGAGCGCGAGGCCCACGUCCUGACAGCCUGGAUCGCCGAGCUCCAGCAGGUCGUCGACGCCCUCGAGGCCGAGGCCGUCCAGCAUGCCGCUGCGCAGAGCGUGCCCGGCGCGGCGCUGCCGGACGGGUUGAUGAUGGGUGGUGGCGGGUCGUCGCCGGCGGCGGGGGCCGCGUACCCGGCGCGCGAUCGCCCGCCGAGGAGCUGGGACGCCUGGAUCCUGCUCGAGAGCGCGCGCCGCACGCUGCUCUUUGCGUGCGCGUUUGUCUGCAUGACAAAGCUGCUCAAGAGCCUCGACGUGAACCAGGCCAUGUGGCAGAACCUGCGCUUCACCGCCUCGCGGCACCUCUGGGAGGCGCCGUCGUCGGUGGACUUUUUCCGCGCGUGGCGCGACAAGCCGCAGUACUUUAUCCGCGACUUUGAUUUCAAGGACUUUUGGUCGUAUGCGCGCGCCGACGACAUGGACGAGUUUACCAAGACCAUGAUUAUGCCGCAAAUUGGCAUGGAUGUCUUGGAGCAUUUCAUGGCGGGAGAGGACCUCUCCCAUGUGCCGCCGGCUGCAUAA